Molecule: messenger RNA, 684 nt
Organism: Dufourea novaeangliae
Lineage: Eukaryota; Metazoa; Arthropoda; Insecta; Hymenoptera; Halictidae
Product: odorant receptor 13a-like
Biological process (GO): detection of chemical stimulus involved in sensory perception of smell; sensory perception of smell
Cellular component (GO): plasma membrane
Molecular function (GO): odorant binding; olfactory receptor activity
Source: RefSeq, a predicted model, not a curated record
AUGGUCGAGCUUAGAUUAAGUAGAAAACUAGUAACAGCAAAUAUUGGGAAAAAUGAAUCGGACAGAAUACUUCCAUUUAACAUAUGGCUAGACCUUCCAUUGUCCAUGACGCCAUACUUCGAAAUUACGUUUUUAUUGCAGGUACUAUCCUUGUACCACGUGGGCUUGUGUUAUAUUUGCUGCGAUAAUUUCUUGUGCAUUAUGAACCUCCACGUGGCUGGCCAGUUUCGUAUAUUGCAGUACAGAUUCAGGAGCUUGCACACGUUACAAAUUAAGGAUAAAGAACACCAAAUACAGAACACUGGUUCCUCGUACAUCGCCGAAGAGUAUUACAACUCAUUCAAAACCUGCAUCCAACAGCAUCAAGCACUCACUACGUUCUGCGCUGGACUGGAAAGUGUGUUCAGCCAAAUUGUGCUCGCGCAGGUGUUGACUUUCAGCUUGUUGAUUUGCCUCGUUGGAUACCAGUUAGUAUUGCUGUUCAUGUUCACGUACAGUUGCGAUUGCUUGAUACGUGAAAGCACGGACGUAUGUACAGAGGCGUACGUAGCACCGUGGAGUGAAUUACCGAUCGACAGAUACGGGAAAAUGCUGCGAAAGGAUCUGCAAUUUGUAAUGAUAAUGAAGUCUUGUUGCCUGACGGCCAGUAAAUUCUUUCCGGUGUCGCUGCAAACUUUUACCAGU